UGAGUGAGUAGAAAAUGGUGGUGGCAGUGGUGGCACAGUACUAGGCGGUGGUGGUGGUGCGUGACCCUACCUACUCCCCCAGGUCCAUCCCUCCUACUCUAGGUAGCUACUCCUCCGCCCACAAAAAACAUGACGAACAGUGUGUAGAGGAGUGGAAGGUCACGACCUUAAGCUGUGGGGAUCGGUUUCUUCCCUCGCUCUCCGAGUCCGAGGUCUCAGGUCACCCGUCACCCGCGUGCAGCUAGUUGGUGCCGGAAAGAACACGCAACGAAGGCCAGGGGAAAGGUUAAGAUGUGCACAUAUGAGGUCUCGACUGCGGGUCCGACGAUGGAUGAUAACAUGCUGGCUCGGCAGGACGGCGGCGGUUUUGUUCAGGCCAGCCCAAACCCCACAUCAGAGGUUUCGUGUGCUAGAGCCAAGGGACCGUGGGACUCUGAGUGAACAGAGGCAACGGCGGCGCGGCACGCAAGCCACUUGGAGGAUCAGCGGAUGCAAGAUGCUCUGGCACGCGCUGAUUCGUUGUCGGGCCUCGUGCACCGGCUCUGCUCCUUCGCAGCGCUUCGAGGCCCGUCUUCCCACGUAUCCGACCCCAGCGGUGUGCCUCGCCUGGCACCACGAGGGGGGAGGGCUGGUGACUGGCUUAUUAGGUAUACACACACACACGCACACAUACAAUAGGCAGGGCUUGCUCGUAAAAAAAAUAAGAAAAAAAGCUGCGCCGCCAGUCAAAAAGUCCGUCGCACGGGUUUUGGGUCUUACUUGCCCUCGACCGGUCAGCCCAAUCCGUCAGCUUUGCAUUACCAGCCUCACCGUCCGUGCGGGGCUCUUUCUGCUCCGCUCUCUCUUUUGCAACGGUGCAGCCCCAGCUGGCUUUUGUUCCAGUCGGUCCCUCUCCUGUUCGUCUUCUCGGAGAUCUUUUCAGGGUUCCUGCUGUCAUUGCGCACACUCUAUUCGCACUCCUGUCGGCAUCGGCUAACCCCCGCCCUCGACCUCGAGGCAGGCCCUUGAUCGUCUUUUUUACCGGAGCAUGGGCUAAGUCAUAAGCCAACUGGUGCCUACUUG
Molecule: messenger RNA, 1062 nt
Organism: Aplosporella prunicola CBS 121167
Lineage: Eukaryota; Fungi; Ascomycota; Dothideomycetes; Botryosphaeriales; Aplosporellaceae
Exons: 1
Coding region: 302-976 (224 amino acids)
Source: RefSeq, a predicted model, not a curated record